This is a messenger RNA of Euleptes europaea (tarantolino), 2723 nucleotides long. It is a transcript of the gene ELAC2, whose product is annotated as elaC ribonuclease Z 2. Gene Ontology annotation, molecular function: 3'-tRNA processing endoribonuclease activity. Gene Ontology annotation, cellular component: mitochondrion. The transcript has 24 exons. NCBI's taxonomy places the organism in Eukaryota, Metazoa, Chordata, Lepidosauria, Squamata, Sphaerodactylidae. The coding region runs from base 1 to 2511 and encodes 836 amino acids. The record is from RefSeq and is a predicted model, not a curated record. Gene Ontology annotation, biological process: mitochondrial tRNA 3'-end processing.
AUGUGGAGGUGGUGGCUGCGGGCGACGGUCAGAGCCAUGUCUGGUGGGGGAGCCGGCCCGGUGCCCCGCCGCCAGCGCCCGCCCAAAGACGCGCUGCGCCACCUGCGCUCGCGGGAGAAACGCCUGGGUGCCGCGGGGGCCUCCGCACGCCAUGGGGCUCGCACCGUCUUCGUGCAGGUGGCGGCUGCUGGCACGCGCGACGCGGGAGCCGCGCUCUACGUGUUCUCCGAGUUCAACCGGUAUCUUUUUAAUUGUGGAGAAGGAGUACAGCGCCUUAUGCAAGAGCACAAGUUGAAAGUGGCUCGCUUAGACAACAUUUUCCUUACCAGAAUGAACUGGGCCAAUGUUGGUGGUCUGUCUGGAAUGAUUCUUACCUUAAAAGAAACAGGAGUUCCAAAGUGUGUGCUCUCUGGACCACCACAGUUGGAAAAGUAUCUGGAGGCAAUAAAGGUCUUUUCUGGCCCACUAAAAGGAAUAGAAUUAGCUGUGCGGCCCCAUUCUGAUCCAGAAUAUGAGGAUGAAACGAUGACUGUCUAUCAGGUUCCCUUGGUAGGAAAGGAGCCCCUAAAUAACCAAAGGCAGCUUGCAUGCUCUGAAGCAGCAUCACCAGCAGAUGGGACUGACCAAACGCAUAACUCGGGACGAAGAUCUCCCUCUAAGGAGCAACAGUACCGAAGGGAUGACAGGAGCAAAGCAUCCCCUGAUAAAAUGGAUGGCAGCAAACAAGUUGGCCAGAGGGAUCCAUCUUUGGUUGUUGCAUUCGUUUGUAAGCUCCAUCCAAAGAAAGGAAACUUUUUGGUGCUUAAAGCAAAGGAGCUUGGCUUGCCUGUGGGCACAGCAGCUAUUGCUCCAAUCAUUGCAGCCGUAAAGGACGGAAAAAGCGUCACGUUUGAAGGCAAAGAGAUCUUGGCUGAAGAACUUUGCACCCCUCCAGACCCAGGUGUUGUCUUCAUCGUAGUGGAGUGUCCUCAUGAAGGCUUUGUAGAUGCAGUCUGUGAAAAUGCCACGUUGCGAAGAUAUCAAGAAGAUAAACAGGAGAAUCCUGUGGCUUUGGUUGUCCACAUAACCCCAGAGCCUAUCUUACGGGACAGUCGGUAUAAGCAGUGGCUAGAAAGAUUUGGUGCUGAUACUCAGCACUUGAUUCUCAAUGAGAACUCCCACUCGGUGCACAAUCUUCGUAGCCACAAAAUUCAAACCCAGCUCAACCUCAUCCAUCCAGAGGUCUUCCCGUUACUCACUAGCUACCAGAGCAAGGAAGAAGAAGCCACAUUCAGUGUGCCUGUUAUGCGAGGAGAGUGCCUUCUCAAAUACCAGCUGAGGCCCAAGGCUGAAUGGCAGAGAGAGGCUGCUGUUGUUUCUAACGCUGCUGAGUUUAUAGCUGAAGCCCUGGAGCUGCCUGAUUUCCAGGAGAGUGUACAGAAGUGCAAAGAGAGCUUACCAGUCCAACUGGCAUCGUCAGGAAAUAUGGACAGGUAUCCAGAAGUUGUAUUUUUAGGAACUGGUUCUGCAGUCCCAAUGAAAAUACGGAAUGUCAGCUCAACAUUGAUAAAUGUCAGUGCCACCCAGUCUCUGGUUCUGGAUUGUGGUGAGGGGACAUUUGGCCAGCUUUGCCGCCAUUACGGAGAUGACAUUGACCAAAUCCUGUGUAACAUUGUGGCUGUGUUUGUAUCUCAUAUACAUGCAGAUCACCAUACCGGCUUGUUGAAUAUCGUGUUGCAGAGGCAUCGAGCGUUUAUGUCCCGUGAUCAGCCCUACAGCCCACUGUUACUGGUUGCUCCCACACAGCUUAUGACAUGGCUGCAUCAGUUCAAUGACCAUUGCCAAGAAGUCCUAGGGCACAUCAAUAUGAUUCCUGCCCGGUUUCUAAUGGAAGGGGCUGAUGUCUUUAAACCUAAAGCAAAGACAUUCAUUUGUUUGCUUAUGGAGAAAUAUGACUUUGCAAAGUUUCAGACGUGUGAAGUCCGGCAUUGUAAAAAUGCCUUUGCAUGUUCAAUGGUCCACAAAUCUGGAUGGAAAAUUGUCUAUUCUGGUGACACUAUGCCAUGUGAAGCAUUAGUUGAAAUGGGGAAAAAUGCUUCUCUGUUGAUUCAUGAAGCUACACUGGAGGAUGGCUUGGAAGAGGAGGCUAUAGAGAAGACUCACAGCACUACUUCACAGGCAAUUAAAGUUGGGAUGAAGAUGAAUGCAGAAUUCAUCAUGCUUAAUCACUUCAGCCAGCGCUAUGCUAAAAUCCCUCUCUUCAGCGAGGAUUUCAGUGAAAAAGUUGGAAUUGCAUUUGAUCACAUGCAGGUUCGCUUUGGUGAUUUUGCAGCUGUUCCAAAGCUGAUCCCACCGCUGAAAGCCUUGUUUGCAGAUGAGAUUGAAGAGAUGGAAGAGCGAAGAGAGAAACGAGAGCUGCGGCUUUUCAGAGAGGCAGUAAUAGCCUCUGAGGCCCGGACUGCUAAAACAAAACUGGAAGGUGGAGCGGACCCUCACGGAGCACCGAACAAAAAACUCAAAACUGCCAACUGAGCAAAGCAGCCAAUGGCUGCCUUUGUGCCUUUCUUGCUAGGGCGAGAGUGACUUACGCAUGACACAUGAUGUGCACAGAAUCGAAGGUUCCAGGAGGUGGCAUCAGCAUAUUUGAGCUCUGCUUGCUCGUGGGCACUGUGAAAAAUUACUUAUGCUGCUUAUACGGGUGGAAUUACUGUUGAAUUUAAUUGCAGAGCUGGAAAAAUGCACUU